This is a messenger RNA of Dermacentor andersoni, 2612 nucleotides long. The record is from RefSeq and is a predicted model, not a curated record. NCBI's taxonomy places the organism in Eukaryota, Metazoa, Arthropoda, Arachnida, Ixodida, Ixodidae.
UAGAGGAAACGCCAGUUCACGGGAUUGGCCAGUCGUUUCAGCGGGUGCGAGAGAGAAAAUCUGGGGGCGUUCGCGCUUGAAAUUUCUCCCUUUGCCUAGGUACCACGGAGGAGCAGUUUCUUUGGUCGUUCUGUCCCUAGGCGUGCCCUGGCGUGCCGGCAUUUUGCCAUGUGUCGGCUGGCGAUCUGUGCGUCGCGUACAAGCACGAUCGUGCUGUCGAGGACCGGAUUCGUCGACGCAGGGUCUGAGCAUGCACUGCAUCAGGCCUAUCUACUGCUACCUCCGGCUGUCUGCCCUGCUGGCUUCAUCGGACAAAACAAGUCGCAGGAAGCUGUACCACGUGCACUGCACUGGGACCACCUGACCAGCACGGUGACGUCGACGGAGACAUCGUGGCACCCGGAUAAAAGCAGCAGCCUUUUCGACGUUCCCUUCAGUGGACUUGGAAGCACCGAACGAGCACGGAUGCUGAUCAAAUUUUUUCUGAUCGCACAGGUUAGUGACCAGCAUUUAGUCUCUUCAGUUAGAGACAACGGCGUAACGUUAACGGUGCUCCCAAGUCCACAAUGCUGUGUUGCUAUUUUGCGGGGUUGUUUUAAUGUUGUCCGCUUAAUGUUACUAACAUCCGGAGACGAACAAAAUCCAGGCCCUUACUCUCAUUCAGAUGAAUGUUCGCAGCGGGAACUAAUGAAACACAUUCUAAGAGAACAAAAGGAAACGAACAAAACACUGAAACAACUGUCUUCAAAUAUCAAGCAUGUGGAGACAAUAGUUGCAGAUUUGCAAGAAAGAAUGACAGUUAUUGAGAAUGAAAGGGGAUUAUGGAAAGAAUGCGAAGACAGGAUAGUACACUGCGAGGAAUCUUGUAAAUCUACCAUGAUGCAAGUAGAAUUUCUGGCAUCGAAGGUCGAUGAUUUAGAAAAUAGAAGUAGGCGGAAUAACCUAGUAAUUUAUGGAUUAAGAGAGAGCUCUGAUGAAGAUGUUAAAACACUUGAAGAAGAAGUGCACGGUAUACUUAAGAAGAUCCUAGGAAUAGAAAUUAACUCAAUAGAACGAGUUCACAGAAUUGGUACAAAGCAAAGCUAAAGGACACGCCCCGUUAUUAUCAGGCUAUUCAACUUCGCUGAGAAAAACAAAAUAUUAUCAAGCUGCUUCAAGGUGAAAAACACUCGGGUUUCAAUAUCCGAGGAUUUCUCAAAGAAAGUAUGCGACACACGUGCUAAAUUAUGGUGUUCUGCAGUAAGUGACAAGGCGAAAGGGGCAAAGGUAUCUCUGUUAUUUGAUAAGCUAAAAAUAAAUGGCAACACCUUUAUAUGGAAUGAGUGUGAGGUCAGAAGAAUUGAACUAUCUAAACCGAAAACUUCUGCACACGCUGGCCCAGCAGCUUGCGAUGGCACGUGACAACAACGUACGAAAUGUAUCAGAGUGUUAUCACUGAAUGCGCGCAGCGUAGUCAAUAAGUCCAGCCUACUUGAAAGCAUAGUUGCAGCCCAUCAACCGCACGUUAUAGUCAUCACGGAAACCUGGCUUCAGGAAAGCGUCCAGGAUUCCGAAGUGUUUCCACCUUCUUAUCGGCUCAUACGGAAAGACAGAGAAUUGCGGGGGGGGGAGGUGUAGCUGUCGCAAUUAAAUCUAACAUAAAAUUCACAGUUUUAAACAGCAUACCUGACCAUGAAAGCGUAUGGUGUAACCUUACAUUUAAUGGAAAAAGCAUAUUUCUGGGUGGCGUAUACCGACCUCCGAAUGCGCCCCCUGAAUACCUAGACGUUAUGCAUGAUUACAUUGCACAACACACUUAUUCACGUUCCAAUAUUAUUAUCACGGGUGAUUUCAAUUUACCAGGAAUCAAUUCGUCUAAUCUUUCGCACAACAGCUCCGACGCAAAAAGUGCUGAAUCACUAUUGUUCAUGUCAUUUACCUUCUCUCUAGACCAGCUAGUUUCCGAACCGACUAGAAUAGCUGGUCAGUCAUGUUCUGUGCUUGAUCUGAUGUUCGUAAGCAGUCUAUUUCAAAAUAACACAUUAAACGUUGAAAAUAGCAUUUCGGACCAUAAAACUAUUGUAUUCUCCUGUCCGAUUUUAGGAAACUGUGAACGCGUUAAGCCAUCGAUUGCUGUUAUUAGGGAUUACACAAGAGCGGAUGACAAUGCUAUCUCAGAAUAUUUAAACGCCUGCUUUCUGCAGGUUUCAUUACUUCAUGACGUAAAUGAAUUAUGGUUAUGUUUUAAGCAUAUUGUACACUUUUGUGAAGAAAACUACAUUCCCUCCAGAAAGAAAAGAGUGAACAGAGAACAUCCUUGGGUAUCGCGCGAAAUAAUACAUUUAAAACGAGAAAUUAAAAGGAAGCGCAGAAAGAAAACCACACGUGACCUUCAAGAUCUCGUACGCUUAUUACAAGAUAAGAUAAACAUAUGGCCAAGGAGCGUUUUUUCACUGUUACUCUGCCUUCUUACACAACGAAUAAACCACAAAAAUCCUGCUGCUACCUAUCGAGGGAGUGGCACACCGUAUCGCAGAUUACUGUUUCAAACGAGACGAUUGUUCAGCCUGACGUCAUAGCAAGCAAAUUUAAUGAAUUUUUUCUAUCUGUAUUUAACAGAACUACAUUAUCAU